ACAUUACAAAGUUACAAAACUACCUUAUAACUACUUCAUGAUUAUUACAUGAUGAAUUGUAAUGACUAUUCUAUCCUUAAACUACCAAAUUUCAUUUAAAAAUAAUUAUUUAAAAAAAAAUAAGUUAUCAAAAGCUAGAUCUUUACCUCACCACUCUUUACAACUACUCCUAUUUAUAAACUCUACUCGUAGCUUUGUUUCUCCCAUCUAUUCAUCUUCCUUGAUUACAUCAUCAAUCUUGAAUUUCAAUUCAAUUAACCAUUAGUUUCUUGAGAUGUAUCUUUUAAAUGCAACGCUCUUCAAAGUCAUGGCUUUUACAACCUUAUUUCUUCUUUAAUUCAAGUGCAAUUAAUUACUUCAUAUUCUGUUUUUUGUUUGUUUUCUUAACUUCUUCUUAGUCAUCGUAUCGUAUGGAGUUUGAGUCAAUGAUCAAAAUGCAUUACCCAUUCCUCGCAGCUGUUCUCUAUGAUGAAAAUCUCCCCCUAAAAGAUUUUCAUCCAUCUCUUACCGGCAAUGUUUCAUGUCUACAAAACAUGCAUCAUAAACCUUUUCAGGUUAAUCUCGAUAGAUCACAUCUCACGUCUAUCAUAAACCUCAGUCCUGAUCUUUAUCAUGAGAAUCUAACAUCAAAAAUCUCAAACACUACUUCUGAUCAUAUUCCAAAUCUAAAUAUUCCCCCAUAUCAUUUUGAUAUAUUUAAAGGCAUCACUCCUUCUCCAUGCAUUGGAACUUUUGAGGUAUACCUUCAAGGCAUAUCCAUUAAACCAGAUAUCUUUCAUUUGGUCUAUAACACAUCGUCACCACCCAAGGAUUUACCCAACAUUUUACAUGCCCCAAGUGAAAUUACGAUGUGGGGAAAUGAUAACCCUCAAGGAAUCAUCUUUGGAUACGAGCCACUAUUCAAUCUAGCCAUGGCUGACUCAAAUCUAUACAAUGCGCCGAAACCAAUGUGUCUUUUGAGCCCAAACGAAGAUGCUGUCAUGAAUCAACGUCAAAAUAAUCAAAUACUGAUAAAGACCGAUCAAAGGAAUAAGAGAUUCCAAAUGAGAAGAGGAUGCAAACCCGUGAAAAAAGCUAGCAUCAUCAAAGGACAAUGGACUUCUGGUGAAGAUAGAUUUUUGAUGAUUCUAAGGUUACUGGUACAAUUAGUGGAGCACCAUGGAACUAAAAAAUGGUCUCAUAUUGCCAAAAUGCUACCAGGACGAGUUGGAAAGCAGUGUAGAGAAAGAUGGCAUAAUCAUCUACGUCCUGAUAUCAAGAAAGAUGGUUGGAGUGAAGAAGAGGAUAGGAUACUUAUUUCUGCCCACAAAGAGCUUGGGAACAAAUGGGCUGAGAUCACUCGGAAACUCCCUGGACGUACUGAAAAUACAAUCAAGAACCACUGGAAUGCGACUAAACGCCGACAACAAUCAAGGAGGUCUAAGGGAAAAGACAAAACUUCCCUUGCAAUGUGUAGCAGCACUCUUCAAAACUACAUUAGGUCUGUUACCUACAAUGAUGAUACUCUAAGGACCAAUGCAACCUUUGACGCAAAUGCAAACAUAAAAGUUAGUGCAAAAAAUAUGAGAAGUAAAGGUAAAGUUGUAAUUAUUGCAGCUUCGGACUAUGACAAGAGCAAUGAAUGUAAGUAUAUCAUUGAUGGUGUGAUGAACUUGGGUUUAGAUGAUGGAAAUGAUACGUCUUCAUCAGCUGUUACGUCUACCUCUGGUUCGACGGCUAGGCCGGGAAGUGGUUUAACCGCCGAGUUUGAUGAAUCGAUGACAGAUAGUUGGAUGGUAAUGCAUGGAUGCGAUGAAGUUAUGAUGAACGAGAUUGCUUUGCUAGAGUUGAUUUCUCAUGGUCGUCUCUAAUUAGACUACAAUAUAAUGUAUCCAAACUUUAUUAUAUCUAUAUGUAUAAUAUGCUAUAUGAAAUUAAGUUUGUGCAUUUUAAUGGAAGAAUUGAACAUAUAAUAUAUAUUGUGGUCUAAUAAUUUUUUUUUUGUUCAGUUUCUUAGAUUCUUAAUCUUUUGUUCAACAAAGAUUAUACAUAUUUUAUAGAGUAAUAAAAUUUCCAAACAAUACGACGUUGAAUUAUUAGAGAAUCUCAUUUAUUGAUUUCCAAUUUCAAAUCUCUUUAAAAAAAUAACAAUUUAUUAAAUAAAUUAUUAUUUUUCUUUUUUGUCACGAAAUAAAUGAGUAUU
This is a messenger RNA of Brassica rapa (field mustard), 2182 nucleotides long. RefSeq names its product transcription factor MYB118. NCBI's taxonomy places the organism in Eukaryota, Viridiplantae, Streptophyta, Magnoliopsida, Brassicales, Brassicaceae. Gene Ontology annotation, biological process: regulation of DNA-templated transcription. Gene Ontology annotation, molecular function: DNA-binding transcription factor activity, RNA polymerase II-specific; RNA polymerase II cis-regulatory region sequence-specific DNA binding. The record is from RefSeq and is a predicted model, not a curated record. Gene Ontology annotation, cellular component: nucleus.